Aplysia californica (California sea hare) is the source of this 2731-nucleotide messenger RNA. RefSeq names its product guided entry of tail-anchored proteins factor 1. Gene Ontology annotation, biological process: tail-anchored membrane protein insertion into ER membrane. NCBI's taxonomy places the organism in Eukaryota, Metazoa, Mollusca, Gastropoda, Aplysiida, Aplysiidae. The transcript is spliced from 5 exons. The record is from RefSeq and is a predicted model, not a curated record. Bases 128 to 634 code for a protein of 168 amino acids.
GUACUUUUUUCGUAGAGAGUAGAGAGCUAGGUGCAGAUGUUGGUGUUUUGGCUGGUCUAGUCUGUUUACUUGGUCUAACUGUAACUAUUCAAUUGUGGUCAUAUUUUGGGGACGCUGCUCUAGUAAAAUGUAUCUAAUGGUAUUCAUAUUCCUCCUCGAGGUAUUCUUUGCUCUUGUCCCGAAAUAUGUUGGUGAAAUAUCUGCAAUGAUUGGCAAGACUCUGUUCAAAAUCACAGAUAAUGAGAUGAGUGUCCGCUCGGAAAUUGCUGACCUGAAGGAAGAGCAGUCAGGGCUGAGCGUGACCGAUGAUUUUGCCAAGUAUGCUCGGCUCCAGAGGCGGAUAGAUAAACUUUUGUCUCAGGUCAAAGAGAAAGGAGGUGAGAGAAAGAGUCGGGUGACCUACUUGCGAAUGGUUGUCACUGUGGCCAUCUACGUUGUUCAUGCAUUGAUCAUGCUGGGGUUGAUGGUGUCACUGAGAAGCCAACCUCUCCUUACCUUUCCUCCGUCCUGGGUGUCUCCCCUCACAAAGCUGGUGGCGUUUCCCACUGGUAUACCAGGUGCACUCGGGCUGGGGUGUUGGCUUCUGGUGUCCAACUCCGUCAUCUACAGGGGGAAAAUGUUGGCCGGGAUUUGACCAGUCACACUGGAACUUGCGUUGUGUUGUAAGAAGUGCUUUGACUCAUCCACCGGUGGAAACUCUGUUGAAGGGCAGUGUGUUGCUCAGUACACAAGUACACAAGGCUCUCCUCUUGGGACCGAUGCAGCCCACGAUGACGAAAAUGAUGAUUCUCUAACCACGGGAGAGAUUGUCAAUUGGGAUAUAAUGUAUAUAUAAUAUGCGAAAACAGUUUUCCUUGUUGUUGACGCCUCAAGAAGCAAUUGUGCACAUCGUUUGGGUUAGGGUAACGACAUGUUCUCUUGGUACUAGUACGGUUAUAGCUAGCAGAAGAGAUAAAGUUGCGGUACAAUUAUUUUGCAAAAAUAUGACAGAUUAUUUGAUUUUGAUAGGUAGGUCCACCAUAUCAUAUGUAUUAUAAAUUUUGUAUAUCAACAAAUCUCUAAUAACACCAACUUCACAGGGCCAGAGAAUUUCUUUGUGUUAAGCAGGUUUUGUGAUAAGGGAAGUGUUGUAAUGCAUAGAUUUAUAAGAAUAAAGAGGGGAACCCCUGUAGGAUCCCUGCACCUAAUCAUCACCAUAAAAUAAAAAUAACUUAUUAGAAUAAAGAUGGGACAUUAUACCCCCACCAUCCAGGUACCCUUAUAUAUCAAUGUAAAAAAUUUCUGACAACUGGGACCUUUCUCCAGGCACACAAACAUUUUUUGAUUAGGUAUUGCCAUCACUGAGUUCUGGUCACCUUAGCUUGCAGACCUAUGCACCUGAUCUCUCCUUGCGCCAACUUGUAGAUUUCCACUACCACACAUGCUGAGGUGUGUCUUUGGUGCACAGAAGGGUAGACGUAGCUUCUGCACGUGGGUCCACAGGGUGAAAGUUGAAUGUUCUUUGAAGCAAGUUGAAAAAUGGCAGUGUCACGCUGCAUUUAAAAUUUUGUUGCGUUAAAUAUAUUGUCUUUUUUUUCCCUUUUAAUUUAACCAGUGUGUGUAUCUUGCUCUGUUUGUUUGUUUGAAAGAAAAAGAGGGAGUACAGUCGGGCGCAGAUUACACGAACACGGAAAACUGAAAGUCGCGGACAGCUCAUGCAAUUUUCCAUUCCCUGACUGACAUCUCUUUAGUUUUUUUUGCUAUCGGUUAACCUGAAUUAUGAAUGUGUGACAUGUCGAACACACUUGUCAUUCCUUGACUUGUUUGAGUUCUCCAUGCCUGACUGUACUUGUAUAUGGGUGCAUGUGAAUGCAAGUGGUGGGAGAGGAAGAAAGAUGUUAUCAUGGAACUGGUUUACUGCUGAUUGUUUUCUGUUAUGAUGGUAUAAAGGUGGUGAUGUUCUUUGGUUGAACUCGCAUGCCUCAUGAAAAGGAUCAUCUAGAAAACUGAUUUGAUUAUUUUUUCCCUUUUUCUUUAAAAUUAGCUGGUGGGUUUUGUUUUGUUUGUUUGUUUGUUUUUUCAAGUAAAAGCCCCAAAGCUAAGUACAUUGGCACCAUUUUAUCCAUUUUGCAAGUCACUCGAUGCCCUAUGGAUCCUAAUGGCCCCAGUAAUGUGUUAAUUCUCAUGACAGUCAGCGCCCAAUAACCAUCCCCCCUCCACCAUUUGCUUCUUUGAUACUUGCUUAAAAGAAGAAAACCAAACACAAGAGCUACACUCUCAGUACACGAGUUCAUUGAGAACACACUGUCAGUCUGGUGGUGCUACUUCCCACAUGUGGGUGGAACAUUCAGAGUAUAGCUUGAUUUUGUUGUAAAAAAAUUAUUUUGACCCAGUGCUUCCUUCGAGAAAGUCAUAUCAUGUGUAUAUAUUAGUGGAAAUACAGUAUAACACGGAUAGGUCGAACACAGAAGACUUGGAAUCAUGCAUCCCUCGAACUGUUCCUGUGGUCCCAUUUGUUGUUUUUUUCUUCUUUUUCUUUGUAAGAUAUCCCUCGAACAACUACGGAUCCCUCAAAUUACUGAGGCUGGUCCCGGAAAAUUGGAGCUAUCUGUGUUAUACUGUAUAGAGUUGAGAGCAAAAUGUUCUUAUAUCCGUGUCAUGUGUGAAUGAAGACAUUGUUUGCCUAUAUGUUUUAUCAUGUUCAUGUUGAAACUGAUUUCUUAAUAAAACAUGUGUAAUAAUAAUACUCAUA